AUGGGUGUUCAAUCAUUAUGGGAUAUAGUUGGUCCUCUGGCGAGACCCGUAAGGUUAGAAGCCUUAUCACGGAAGAAACUCGCGGUUGACGCGUCUAUAUGGAUAUAUCAAUUUCUAAAAGCCGUACGUGACAAGGAAGGAAAUGCUUUGCCACAAUCUCACAUUGUUGGGUUUUUCAGAAGGAUAUGUAAACUACUAUAUUUUGGGAUACAACCGAUAUUUGUAUUUGAUGGAGGGGUACCUGUUUUAAAGAGACAAACUAUUAAUGAGAGAAAGAACCGAAGACAACAAAACUCCGAAUCAACUCGAGAAACCGCUCAAAAAUUGUUGGCAAUCCAACUACAGCGACAAGUUGAAGAAUCGGUAGAAAAACGACUAGGUACAAAAACCCGAGCAGUGGAUAUCGAGGACGAUGAUGUGAUAUAUUUUGAUGAUUUACCAAUGAAUAAGGUUGUGGUGGAAGAAAAACCACAAGAGCGCCCAAAGUCCAUUAAAUUCAGAAAAGCCGAUGAAUAUCAUCUUCCAGAUUUGAAUGAGUUUAGAGUUUCUAGAUAUGACCAAAGGAUUAUGCCCGAUGAUGAUAACACUGAAACAUGGGAUGAUUUUGAUCAUGUGGAUGGGAUCAAUAUUAAUGAGGUUGAUCCAAAAUCUAAAGAAUUUGCUAAUCUACCCAUUGCCACGCAGUAUAUGAUUCUAAAUCAUCUCCGAUUAAAAUCGAGAUUGAGAAUGGGCUAUAGGAAGGAGCAGCUACAAGAACUAUUCCCAAACCUGAUGGAUUUUUCCAAAUUCCAAAUUCAACAAGUUCAAAAGCGAAAUUUUUAUACACAAAAACUUAUGAAUGUGACUGGGAUGAAUGAUGAAGACACCAUUGAUAGGAGGGUUGCUGGUGAAAGGGAUAGAAAAUAUGCUUUAGUUAAAAACGAAGAUGGGUGGACUUUGGCUCUAGAUGAAGGCGGGUCGUUGGGGGGAAAUCCCGUCAAGACGGAAAUAGGCGAAUUAAAGCUAGCAGAUGAACAACCAACUUCAAAUAACAACGGUGGAAGCGACAACAGCGAUCUGGACUUUGAAGAUGUAAUCUUAGCCAAUUCUAAAGAAUCUGAAGAAGAGAGGAUGACUCAGGAGGCUUUGGUCAAAUCGAUUUAUGAACAAUAUGGGAACCAGGACCCCACAUAUGCGAAAGAUAGUUCCGAAUUGUCAUUUUCGUAUGAGGACCAACUAAGGAAAUUAGUAGAAGAAAGCAAACAAGAUUAUUUCAAAUUGAGGGAAGAAGAAACAAACGAUGCAAAGAUUGGGAAAGAAAGUUGUUUCGAUUUGAAGUCAUCGAUGUUAUUUGCCGACACUACCAGUCCUCCGAAACGACUUUCGAAUGGGAUGCAGGACGUUUUGAAGCGCUUCACAAAGAACGAUCUACAAAGUUCGCUUUUAUUAGAUUCGCAAAACUACAAAACUGGUGAAAUAAAUCCAAAAGCAUAUAAACGUGAAAAAAAUGCAAAAGAAAUUGGAAAAGAGAAGCAGGAAAUUUCUGUGGCUGAUAGUGCAAGCGCCCCUUCAAUAGAAGCUAAAGCUUCAAUAGAUGGGGUAAAUACAGAAUCUGCUCGGAGGAGCCAGGAUAACGAUGAAGGCGAGCUCUCAAAAGUGGAAAUCACCCACUCAUUGAAAGAAGUUCAGCUGCCCAUUGAGGGACAGAGACGAUUACCCGAUUGGUUCCAGAGUGAAAUCAACAAAACAUUGAACCCACACAAUGAAAAGUUUGUUCCCAGUACUGGAUUCGAAAACAAAAGCUAUAAAGAAGAUGAGGAGGCAGGUUUAAUUCCGUGGUAUGAAGCUAAAGAGCUUUUUGAAAACAACGAAGAGAGCAAGUCGCAACACGAUGAGGUUAUUGAGCUCCCCCGGAAUGACGUUAAUAGCUCUACAUCUGAAAACAAUGUUCAGAGAGAAAACCCAGAUACAAAAGAAGCACAUGAAGCAGAGCGUAGACGACCUGCUGUGGUUGACUAUGAUUUUGAAGAGGAAGAUGAGGGGCGACUCGUACAACAAUUACAAAAUGAAGAGGCCGAUCAUGAAAACUUGAAAAGCCAGAUUAAACUUUCUCAUGAAUUUCCUAUGUCUUCAAUCGAAACGAGGAUCACUGAAGAGCAACUUUUACAAGAAAAAUUACAAAAAGCUAAAAGAGACUCGGAUGAGGUGACUGAGAAUAUGAUUAGUGAUGUGCAAGAGCUAUUGAAAAGGUUUGGGAUUCCUUACAUUACAGCUCCUAUGGAAGCGGAAGCACAAUGUGCAGAACUCUUUAGGAUAGGUUUGGUCGAUGGUAUCAUCACCGAUGACAGUGAUUGUUUUCUUUUUGGUGGUGACAGAAUAUACAAAAACAUGUUCAACCAGAAACAAUUUGUUGAGUGUUAUUUCAAAGACGAUAUUGAGGAUCGGAUUGGGUUGAGCAGAGAGAACUUGAUUGAGUUAGCCAUAUUGUUGGGAAGUGAUUAUACACAAGGAAUUAAAGGAAUUGGUCCGGUCUUAGCAGUAGAAAUACUUGCAGAAUUUGGGAGCUUAAAGAGGUUCAAAAGUUGGUUUGAUGAAAAAACAAAAACAACUAAGUUGGAUCAAGUCACCUUGACCCCUUUGCAAAGGAAUCUUACUAACCGUAUCAAAAAUGGGAAGCUAUAUUUGCCUGACAAUUUUCCUGACAAAGUCAUAUUCGAGGCAUAUCAACAUCCCGAAGUAGAUUCCGAUAAAAGUGAGUUUAAAUGGGGUAUACCGAAUUUGGAUCAAAUAAGGUCCUUUUUGAUGUAUAAUGUAAAUUGGUCUCAGGAAAGAGUCGACGAAGUGAUGGUGCCUUUGGUUAGGGAUUUGAAUAAGAAAAGGGCCGAGGGAACACAAUCAACUAUUGGUGAAUUUUUCUCCCAAGAGUAUAUUCAGAGUCGUAAGGAGUUGAAUACGGGGAAAAGAUUGAAAGCUGCUGCAAAUAAGUUGAGUAAGAGAAGAAAGAAGUAA
This is a messenger RNA of Lodderomyces orthopsilosis Co 90-125, 2988 nucleotides long. It is a transcript of the gene RAD2, whose product is annotated as ssDNA endodeoxyribonuclease. Gene Ontology annotation, molecular function: single-stranded DNA binding; DNA endonuclease activity. Lineage: Eukaryota; Fungi; Ascomycota; Pichiomycetes; Serinales; Debaryomycetaceae. Gene Ontology annotation, cellular component: nucleus. The transcript has a single exon. Gene Ontology annotation, biological process: nucleotide-excision repair. The record is from RefSeq and is a predicted model, not a curated record. Bases 1 to 2988 code for a protein of 995 amino acids.